Messenger RNA from Emiliania huxleyi CCMP1516, 2408 nucleotides. RefSeq lists its product as hypothetical. The record is from RefSeq and is a predicted model, not a curated record. Gene Ontology annotation, cellular component: proteasome storage granule; proteasome regulatory particle, base subcomplex; nucleus. NCBI's taxonomy places the organism in Eukaryota, Haptophyta, Isochrysidales, Noelaerhabdaceae. Bases 44 to 2185 code for a protein of 713 amino acids. Gene Ontology annotation, biological process: proteasome-mediated ubiquitin-dependent protein catabolic process. The transcript has 18 exons.
CAGGGCGGGCCGACGCUCUCAGCUCUCGCCAAAGCGGCCCGCCAUGGCGCCCAAAGAGGACCCCAAGGCCCCCGCCGCGGCCGCGGACAAGGCUGCCGACAAGAAGAAGAAGAAAAAGGAGGAGGAGGAGGUGUCGGAGGAGGACGCAGCGCUGAUUGAGAAGAUGCAGCUGCUCGUGACGCGGUGCUCGGACGUGGAGAAGGGGAUCCGGGUCAACGCGCUGACGGAGAUGUCGCGCGAGAUCCGCGAGGCCACCUCGUCGAUGACCUCCGUUCCCAAGCCGCUCAAGUUUCUCCGGCCGCACUACCCGACCCUCAAGCAGAUCCACACCGGCGGCGGUGACGAGGAGGUCCAAAAGAUGCUCGCCGACGUGCUCUCGGUGCUCGCGAUGACCUAUGCCGAGGCGCGCCCCAGCCGCCCCGACGACGGCGCGCGCGAGUCGCUGCGCUACAAGCUCAUCGGGGCGGGCGGCAAGGUUGGCGCGUGGGGGCACGAGUACGUCCGCCACCUCGCCGCCGAAGUCGGCGAGGAGUACAACGCGCGCCUCGCCGCCGCAGACGCCGCCGCGGACCGCGCGCGCGAGACGGAGGCGGCCAAGGAGGAGGGGGGCGAGGCGGCGGAGAUGGAGACGGCGGAGGCGGAGGGUGCGGCUCCUCUCCUCCCGGCGGAGGAGCUGCUGCCCCUCGUGACGGGCGAGAUGGUCCCCUUCUUCAUCGCGUCAAACGCAGAGUCGGAGGCGAUCGACCUACUGAUGGAGUGUGGGCAGGCGGACACUCCCCCCAGACACCUGCCAGACACCUUCCAGACCGUUCUGGUCGCCUCCUACGUGGCCGAGGUCUCCUCCUACGUGGCCGAGCCCGAGGACGCGCAGGCAGUGCUGCAGGUGGCCAUCGCCAUCCUGCGCAAGCUGCGCCGCUUCCCGGAGGCGAUGCGGCUCGCCCUGCGGCUUCGGGAUGACGACGCCAUCUCCGAGAUCAUGACGGCGUGCGACGACCCCCUCGUCUCCAAGCAGAUGGCCUACAUGCUCGCGCGGCAGGGCGUGCGGCCCGAGAUCGACGGGCUGGCGGAGGAGCUCGACCGGGUGAUGGACGGGGCGCACUUGCCGGAGCACUUCCACGAGCUCGCUCGCGACCUGGACGUCCUCGAGCCAAAGACACCGGACGACAUCUACAAGUCGCACCUCGAGAAGCGGCCCGCCUCGGCCGCCGCCGUCGACUCUGCGCGCGCCAACCUCGCGUCCACCUUCGUCAACGCGUUUGUCAACCUCGGCUUCGGCGCGGACAAGCUGAUGCUGCCCGAGGGCAACAAGUGGCUCUACAAGAACAAGGAGCAUGGCAUGACCUCCGCCGCCGCCUCCCUCGGCGCGCUCCUCUGCUGGGACGUCGACGGCGGGCUCACGCAGAUCGACAAGUUUCUCUACAUGAGCGAUACCAACAUCAAGGCGGGCGCGCUGCUUGCCGUCGGCAUCCUCAACUGCGGCGUGCGGAACGAGUGCGACCCGGCGCUCGCGCUCCUCAACGACUACGUCGAGCCGGGCGCGGAGACGCCGCAGCUCAAGAUGGGGGCGCUGCUGGGCCUCGGCCUCGCCUACCUCGGCACGCGCAAGGCGGAGGUGCUUGAGCAGCUCGUGCCGGUCGUCGCCGACUUGGACACGCCCCUCGAGGUUGUCGCGAUGGCGUCGCUCUCGCUCGGCCUGACGUUCGCCGGCUCGUGCCACGAGGACAUCACGCAGACAAUCAUCGCGGCGCUGAUGGAGCGCGAGGAGGCGUCGCUCGCGACGGAGUCGCUCACCCGCCUCCUCUGCCUCGGCGUCGGGCUGCUCUACAUCGGGCGGCAGGGCGAGGCCGAUCUCGCCCUCGAGCUGGCCAAGGCGGUGCCCGGCGAGGCGGGCGCCUACUGCGCAAUCACGCUCGAGACGUGCGCCUACGCGGGCACCGGGAACGUGCUCAAGGUGGACGCGGACCUCAACCCGCUGCCCGUCACCGUCCGCGUGGGGACGGCCGUCGACGUCGUCGGGCUCGCGGGGCGGCCGAAGACGAUCACGGGCUUCCAGACGCACACCACGCCCGUGCUGCUGGCCAUCGGCGAGCGUGCCGAGCUCGCGACGGACGAGUACCUGCCGCUCACCUCGGUGCUCGAGGGCGUGGUCAUCCUCAAAAAGAACCCAGAGUUCGAGGGGCAGUGAGGAAGCACGGCGAGGCGCGGUAAGACGCGGCGCAUGCGUGGCGAGGCGCGCGGGGGGGGGGACGGGGGGGAUGCCGCCCAGACGCCACACGCACACCCACAGGUGCCACCUCGCCUCGGGAGCCCCGCCGCGACUUGCCAAUUCGCGCCGCCAACAGAACCGUGUCUCUGGCGUCCAACGAGCUUUUUCUGUAUUGAAGAGAGUCUGACGUCUGUCAUCAGUG